GUGUUCCAUCGAGCGCUUCUUAGUGGUCGGAGAGGGUGGACUUGCCGCUACCCUCAAGAGGAUCCCGCAUGUCAUCACUGUCUUUGUUGACAACGGAGUCACCUUCGUCAAGGCGUCUCAGUCAGCAGACAUCGACAAAAAUCAGUUGAUUGAAGAAGACAAGCGCUACCGAAGGGAGGUGGCCAAGAAGAACGCAGCCAAGGCAGCUGCAAUGGGUACCUCGAAGGCGAAGCUUUCUGCUUGCAAUGCCGCCAGGUGUUUCUGCUCCAAACGACACGCAGGUCGGCCCUGAGGGGAAAACGACCUGCAGAGGAUGGAGCAGGGAACGCAGAUAAUAAAAAGCAAAGGAAUGAAGCAGAAGUGGAGACUUUGGCAAGGAUGCUGAUCCAGGGAGUGGUCCGAGUCCUGCAGAACCGGCAAAAAGCCAACAAGGGCGCUUUGCCCAUGAACGAGCUAGAGACGGAGUUCAAGGAGCUCUGGAAGGUUCCCUUCAAUGUGAAGCAGGCCAACGAGACCGACCCUGUGGCAUUCUUGCGGAAAUGGCCCAGCAAGGUCGAAGUGGUCCCGCAGGGCGAUUCCUUCGUGGUCCAACUCGCCAAGAAGGGGGCCUUCAAGUCCGGCUUCGAGGAGCAAGCCACAACCGCGGCCUCGCCCUCGGCAGGCUCCACGGAGAAGGCGCCCGAGAAGGCGCCGGAAAAGGCGCCGGAAAAGGUGCCGGAGAAAGCGCCGGAGGCCGCUCCGGCGGCGGAGGCGAAGAACGGCCCCGCCAAGCGACCAGGAGUCAACAAAGUCCCGUCGGACAUUCGAGACUUCCUGUGGAACUUGCACACCUUGCUGCAUGCACAUGGAGGUGGAAUAGCCAUUGAUCAGCUGAAGGAGGUGUACUUUAAGCACUUUGGGCACAAGUGUACAGUGGAACGGUUCCUGGUAGUGGGAGAAGGUGGCCUGCAGGGAACCUUGAAGAGGAUACCCCACAUCGUCCAGAUAGUCCAGGAGCCUGAGCCCACCCUGCAGCCGAGCCUCCCGGCAGGCAUAACUCGGGAAGAGCUCACUGCAGAAGAUGACAAGUACCGAAAAUCCUUGGUGCACAAAGCCAAGGCGGUGCUGCCAAGGCAGAGCCAGCCAAAGCACCAGGACCCUCACCCGAAGGUGAAAGAGAUCCGAAGAAGGCAAGAACGGACGAUCCCGAGACUUUGCAGCGCAUGCUCAUCCAGGGCGUUCUACGAGUGCUGCAGAACCGCGUGAAGGAUGGCAAAGGGCCAUUGCCGGUCGCCGAACUGGAUCAAGAGUUCGAGGCUGCAUGGAAGGUACCUUUCAACCUUCAGCAGGCCGGAGAGAAAGACACCGUCCAGUUCUUGCAGCGGUGGCCAACCAAGGUGGAGGUCUACAGAGAGAACGGGCGAGACGUGGUCAGCUUAGCCAAGAAGCCUGCCGAGAAGGCCAAGGCCACUGCGGUGAAGGACCGUAAGGCAAAACAACGGACAAUGCCACUGCAUUGCUUUGUUCAUUCAAAGGCGCUAGAGGAAAGUGCAGACUCUCACCAGGCCAAGAGCAUGUUGCAGAGCAUGAAAGAUCUCGUGGAACAGCAAGAGGCCCUGGUGAAGGCUUUGACUAAGCUGCAGAACUAGUUGGUGAGGCACUCGCCCUGUUUGUGACCCGGCACAUCCGCGAAUCCGAGCAGCCUGUUGCAUAGGACUUUUAAUUAUCGGUGUAAGUGACACAUGACUA
Durusdinium trenchii is the source of this 1728-nucleotide messenger RNA. The record is from the annotation of a GenBank genome assembly. NCBI's taxonomy places the organism in Eukaryota, Dinophyceae, Suessiales, Symbiodiniaceae.